Messenger RNA from Erythranthe guttata (spotted monkey flower), 1032 nucleotides. RefSeq names its product proteasome subunit beta type-3-A. NCBI's taxonomy places the organism in Eukaryota, Viridiplantae, Streptophyta, Magnoliopsida, Lamiales, Phrymaceae. The record is from RefSeq and is a predicted model, not a curated record. Gene Ontology annotation, cellular component: cytoplasm; proteasome core complex, beta-subunit complex; proteasome core complex. Gene Ontology annotation, biological process: proteasome-mediated ubiquitin-dependent protein catabolic process.
UCAAGCUUUUGAUGAACCCUCUCUCUCUCGCUCUCUUUAGCUCUCUCUCUGUAAACCUGCUUGUUGUUUUUGAUUGUUUUCUGCAUCUAAAAUCUCUCUCCACAUCUAAAAAUCUCUCUCCACUUCUACAAUGUCGAUCUUCGAAUACAAUGGAAGCGCAAUCGUGGCUAUGGUGGGCAAAAAUUGCUUCGCGAUCGCUAGCGACCGGCGACUUGGUGUUCAGCUGCAAACCAUCGCCACUGACUUCCAGAAGAUUUACAGAAUCCACGAUAAGCUCUUCAUCGGUCUCGCCGGCUUAGCUACUGAUGCGCAAACCUUGCACCAACGGCUUGUUUUCCGACACAAAUUAUAUAAGCUGAGGGAAGAGAGGGAUAUGAAGCCUGAAACUUUUGCUAGCCUUGUAUCUGCAAUUCAGUAUGAAAAAAGGUUUGGACCAUACUUUUGCCAACCUGUUAUUGCUGGCUUGGGCGACGAUGACAAACCUUUCAUUUGCACUAUGGAUUCCAUUGGGGCAAAGGAACUAGCCAAAGAUUUUGUUGUUGCUGGAACUGCCUCGGAAUCACUCUAUGGUGCAUGUGAAUCAAUGUACAGACCUGACAUGGAAGCUGAGGAAUUGUUCGAGACAAUAUCACAAGCUCUGAUAUCUUCUAUAGACCGUGAUUGUCUGAGUGGUUGGGGAGGCCAUGUUUAUCUUGUCACACCAACUGAAGUUACAGAGAGAGUCCUCAAGGGAAGGAUGGAUUAAGUUUCUUCGACGAUUUUCUGUAUUCCUAUCAUCAGUCCGUGCACACACUAACUUCCUUGGGCGCUCGAUUUAUCAUCUUUAAGUUGCUGCAAUGCGAUUUAUAUUUUGUGACAGAUUGCUCUUAAAAUAUUAUCUUGUGUGGUGACAUUCCUAUGUUUAUUUAGAUUUCAAGAAUCAAAUGUUGCAUUUAUACAUCUAAAUAGCCUCUCUCUCUAAAUUCCACCUUUUAAUUUCAUUUGCUGAUAUACUAUUUAGUGCAUUGAUUUAUGGAUAUUGAUUUGAUGAUA